This is a messenger RNA of Ruditapes philippinarum (Manila clam), 3988 nucleotides long. RefSeq names its product inositol 1,4,5-trisphosphate receptor type 2-like. Gene Ontology annotation, molecular function: inositol 1,4,5-trisphosphate-gated calcium channel activity; inositol 1,4,5 trisphosphate binding. The record is from RefSeq and is a predicted model, not a curated record. Gene Ontology annotation, biological process: calcium ion transmembrane transport. The transcript has 36 exons. Gene Ontology annotation, cellular component: membrane; endoplasmic reticulum. Bases 29 to 3988 code for a protein of 1319 amino acids. Lineage: Eukaryota; Metazoa; Mollusca; Bivalvia; Venerida; Veneridae.
GUUAGAUGUAAGAUGCUCUAAAAGCAAGAUGACACAGAACUUAGGAGAGUUUCUGUGUGUCGGUGACUCAGUUUGUUUGUUUUCCGUGGAGACAGAAGGAUUUGCUUACAGUCUCCAGUCAAGUUCUGUACAUAGCCAUGUAUUCAUAUAUCAAAACCAGGACCGAGAUAAACCAACGAAAAUACCAAGUGCACAAGCAUGUGAGUUUAUUGUUGGCCUGCAGAACAGAUAUAAACUGAACAAGAAGUUUAGAAAGUACAAGUCGAUGGUAGCAAAUUCCGAGGGGACCAUCCAUGAAGAUGAAACACUUCUCAGACAACACAAGAUGGCGGCGGAGGCCGAGAAUAUGGACAAUGCGCAGGAACAGAAACGGCAACUUGGUAAACGGGUUAGAUACGGUGAAAUUGUACAGUUGAAACAUGUGUUUACAAAUAAAUACAUACACACAUGUACAUCUCAAACGUCACAAGUCGAUAAAAACAACAUGGUGAUUAUGCUCCAAGAAUACAAUGCGAAAAAUGCUCAGUUUAGGAUUUUGCCCCAAUAUAAGGUCAAAUCUGAAGGUGAAGUGGUACAAAUAUACGAUCAAAUUGUGUUUGAAAGUGUGAAGUCUCCAGGUCACUUUAUACAUGCCAGUUCACCAUUCCAGAUUGACCACUUUACAUUCGGGUCGGAAUUUAACCUUGGUGUGGAAAGAUCAGGUUUUACAUUGAUACGAUUCAGAAAACGACCACCGACAGAAUCACUUAUAUAUAUCCGGGGAGGAAACAUUAUUCGGCUGUUUCACAAAGAACUGGAAGCAUACGUUGUUGCCGAAGGUCUUUUUGAGGAUGAAAUCACAGAAGAUGUUCAUUUCCGUGUCCGAGUAAUGGACCAGCAUAAGCCGCGAACGCUGUCCCCGCCAACUUCCGGUAACACAUUCUGGGUGAUAGAAGCGGAAAAAGCAAUCUUUCAUGGUGAGAUUAUCCAAUGGGAGCAGCAGAUACGGUUACGUCACAUGACAACAAGAAAAUACAUAUGUAUCACAGCAGAGCACGAGGUUAUACUGAUAGACAGUAACGAGGACCCGCGAACAGUGUUCCGACUUCACAGCGUUAUUAACGAAAGAGACGAGAUCAGAUUCGAGAGUUACUGCAGGAUCGAACAUGUUCUAACAGGAUCGUGGCUGCAUGCACUGAAAGACGAAGAAUACAUUCGUAAACAAUUUCGUAACGAGGAAAGUUGCAAUGACCAAUCAUUAAAAGGAUUAAGAGUUUCCAGCGCCCCAGUUAAACGGGUGACCGGAAGUAGUGAGAGCCAGUACGAUGACGCGUUCACAAUACAGAGAGUUGAAGAUGAGAAUAUUCGAGAAUUUAAUUACGUGGCUGGUAUGGUACCGUUCCUACAGAAUCUGAUCAAAGAUGCAAUGGACGAACUUCAACAUUUCAUGAUUGUGGAAAAUCUACCAAGCAAAGAAAGACAGAAACUGAUGAGGAACCUAAGGGUGAUAGAUUUGCUGGUGAAGAUCUUACAAUUUCCGCUAGAUGGCGUUGCGGAUGAACAUGCAAUCAUUCUAGUAUUCAAGGAGGCAUACGAGAUAUUGUACACGUACAUGAUCGGCAAAAGUAGGAAAAAUGCCCUUUACUUUGCAAAAUAUAUCGAGUUCUUCCAGACCCAGUUUACACAGAAGGGAGGUAUAGGUCUGAACGUUGCUCAGAUGAUUGUAGAAUUGAUAAGAGACAAGAGAAAGAUCGUUGACAGAAUAUCGCAUCAUCAGAUUGACGAAUUUGUCGGUCUUCUACAGUCAACUCAGAAUUACAGAUUUCUAGAUUUACUGCACGUGCUUUGCGUGUGUGAUGACAUUGCUAUUCCAAACAAUCAAGUGUACAUCGUGCAAAAAUGGAUGCUUGACAAACCGAGAGGAAUAUUUUUGACAGCUAGAGGUCAGGAUAUCAACAAGCAGCCUAAUAUACUCUACAUUACAACGGACGAUGCCAAAACAUGGUCUGCUUUGCACGACUUUGUCAAUCCAGAACACGAGGAGUAUGAGAAAGACAAACACGAUUUUCUGCUACAUCAGCUUGACCUUUUCAUUGCUCUUUGUAAGGGUCGUAAUGAUUUUGCUAUCAACAUCAUAACAAAAGAGUCGAGGUUUCUAACUUGGGAGGAAACGUUCCUAGCUUUGAGGUCGUCAAUUUUACCAGAUGCUAUCCGAGCAAAGUACUGUGAUAUCACAACAAAUCUGUUUGUUGACAUUGGAAACAACUAUUCUGUCUUGGCAUACCCGAAUAUUUGCUUCGUAUAUGACUAUGUUGGUUCAAAGGAUGAAGAAAAAAGUGCAGGAGAUUUUAUAAUGAAAGAGCUUGUUGCCAUCUUCCCUGUACUUCGAGACUGGAUUGCAGAGUUUUUAUCGGAAAAUUUGUGCAUGUAUGCAUCAGAGAUUGGUCACAACAUGCUGAUUGAACAGGUUUUGCGACUUCUGUAUUUUCUAGUAAAGUUUGGUUACUACAUGGACUCCGAAGAUGUUGACAAUCUACUUCCGCCUUUACUGAACCUUCUUGAUGGUAGACAUGACUAUCCAUUCCCUGCUAAAGACAAAGGUUACAACAAAGAAGAAAAGAAAAAGGUACAUGCCUAUCAGAUGACAGCAAGGUUUGAGAAGACAAAAGAAACUGAGGCGAUUAGUCGUGCAAAGUUCCAGGUGCUAGAAGUGUUGGAUUUGCUGUUAACAUAUCAGAGGAACUUGAGACUUCAGAGUUUUGUGGGAAAAUUUAAAAUAGCAGAACAACUUGAAGGCGAGGGGAAAACCUCGAUCAUGACACCGUUACUGUAUGACACAUUUAACCCCCACGACCAGAGCAAGAAAGCAAUCGGUGUGCAGAAGAAAGUCAACAAGGAGUUGAACGACAUGUUCAAGCUGUCUGCCCUAUUUGACCUUGAAUUUCUUACUAAAGUUCUCAUGGACUUGUCGAUGUACAAAGACAACAAGAUGGUGCUAAAAUCCAUGACUAUCAUGAACAAACUAUACUCGACAAAGAGUUGCAUGUUUAACAUCGGCAGUCAAGCCCAGAUCUUGCUGACACAGGAUUCUGCACGUGUGCACAGAGAGGUGCUGAAGAACAUGCCAGUCUUGAGGAGACUUUCAAAUGCCAAAUUAGAUGACCUCCAAAUAAAAAUGAUGGGCAGCAUACUCGAUGAUCUCGCAGAGUUUUGUCAUCUACCAAUGACACCUGAUGAGCCACAUCCGAUGAAUCAGAAUAUUCUCAUAAGCAACGGUGUCCUCGACGUGCUGUUUACAAUACUUGAGCAAGAUAUUGAUCCGAAACUGAUGAGUGUAUAUGGAGGAAUGGCGGAUAUAUUUAAGAAAUCUUUCUACUUGCUGAAGCUGUUAGCGAGGGAGAACUUCAGUGUCCAGUACAAGAUAAUGGAACGACUGGACAUCAUGCUGAACGUCAAAGUUGUGGAAUCAGACCUGGCCAUCGCACUGAAAGAGGUAUUCAAUGGAAACCAGUUUACCUGCCUAAAGAUUACACAGAAACAAAUACAAAAAAUUGUCACUCGAAUCGCAGAACUUCAAGAGAAAGCUCCAGAAUUUCUUGAUCUACUUGGUAUGGUCGUCAAAGUGUCUGGUCUCAAUCUUACCCUGAAAAGGAACCAGGCUUACGUCAUGAAAUACAUUAUGCAGAGCUAUCGAAGGGUGGCUUUUGUUCUUGAUAUGUCUAGAGAAGAAAGGGUAACUAUACUGACAGACCCAGGAGAGAUCGCUAGGUUACGGUACUACAUUAGUUUACUGGACUUGUUGGCCGCAUGUGCUGAGGGAGAAAACAUGUUCAUAGAAUCCCUAUGUCAGACUAUUCUACCUAUUGAUGACCUACUUAUGGUCUUGAAUAGUGACAAGGUGGAUAAUGUCUUCAAGAAGCCAUUCUUAAAAUGUUUGCACCAUGUAUACAUGAAGACUGGAGACACAAAAAUGGACACUGGAGCGAGUGAGCUGUCACAUUUUGAGUAA